AUGGCAGAAAUUCACACCCAAACUCCAACAAUCAGUCCCACAACAAGCAAACCAUGUAACAAUCCUCCACAACAACAUAGUCUCAAUUCAAUGGUUCUCAUAGCAGCAAUAGUAUGUGCUUUACUCUGUGCUCUUGGUCUCAACACAAUGCUACAAUGUGUGUUCCAAUGCGCGAGCCGUGUCCUUACCGAACCUCUCCAAUGGAUCGCUUCUCGAAGGCACAAUUCCGGACUCAAGAAGAAAGAUAGAGUUGCUUUGCCAACAUCAGUUUAUAAUACUCAUUCAGGUGGAUCAUCAACUCCUCAAACUAUGGAUUCUAACUGUGCUAUUUGCUUAGCUGAGUUUUGUGAUGGUGAUAAGAUGAAGAUGCUACCAAAGUGUAAUCAUCGUUUUCAUGUUGUUUGUAUUGAUAAGUGGUUGCUUUCUCAUUCUUCUUGUCCUACUUGUAGGAACGUGAUCAAGUCUCGUGAUUCUGUACACUGCUUAAACAUUGUUAUAUCAUAG
This is a messenger RNA of Lathyrus sativus (Indian pea), 504 nucleotides long. Lineage: Eukaryota; Viridiplantae; Streptophyta; Magnoliopsida; Fabales; Fabaceae. The record is from the annotation of a GenBank genome assembly.